UUCCCUUCCCUUACUCUCUCAUUCGUGAUAAGUCCUCUACCCUUACCAUACAUCGAGACACCUGGAUUGCAAACCCAUCUUGGCCUGUUUACUCGUGGUGGAGUCUUUGGUCGACCAAUCUGAACCAACAGUGAUUUUGAAGGGUGGCGUUGUAGGCUGAAUCACAGAGCAAAGUAAGAAUGGCAGACUCCGGAUCUGGCCGUGGAGGCUUUAGAGGUGGCUUUGGUACCCGUGGGAGAGGACGUGGUCGAGGCCGUGGACGCGGACGUGGCCGUGGUCGUGGCAAGGAGAACGAGAAGGAAUGGGUACCCAUCACUAAGCUUGGCCGUCUUGUAAAGGAUGGAAAGAUCAGAAGUUUGGAGGAAAUCUAUCUUUUCUCCCUACCUAUUAAGGAAUUUGAAAUCAUCGACUUCUUCCUGGCACCCCAGCUGAAAGAUGAAGUGCUGAAGAUCAUGCCUGUCCAGAAGCAGACCCGUGCUGGACAACGUACUCGCUUCAAGGCAUUUGUUGCCAUUGGCGAUUUCAAUGGACACAUUGGUCUUGGAGUGAAGUGUAGCAAAGAAGUGGCCACUGCUAUCCGUGGUGCCAUCAUUUUGGCAAAGUUGUCUAUUGUCCCUGUGAGGCGUGGAUACUGGGGUAACAAGAUUGGCAAGCCACACACUGUACCAUGCAAGGUUACUGGCAAGUGUGGCUCUGUGUUGGUGAGAUUGAUUCCUGCACCACGUGGUACUAGCAUUGUGGCAGCCUCUGUCCCCAAGAAGCUGCUGCAGAUGGCUGGUAUUGAAGAUUGCUACACCAGUGCCCGAGGACAAACGGCUACUCUGGGUAACUUCGCUAAGGCCACAUACGCUGCUAUUGCCAAGACAUACGCAUACCUCACCCCAGAUCUAUGGAAGGAGACGGUGUUCACCAAGUCUCCUUACCAGGAGUUUACUGACUAUCUUGCUAAGUAUCACAAGAUCAGCUCCGAGCAGCGCCAGGAAACCAAACUGUACUAGAAAACUCCUGCUUCCGUAAAUAAAAAGUUACGGUGUGAA
Molecule: messenger RNA, 1037 nt
Organism: Homarus americanus (American lobster)
Lineage: Eukaryota; Metazoa; Arthropoda; Malacostraca; Decapoda; Nephropidae
Gene: RpS2
Product: 40S ribosomal protein S2
Exons: 6
Coding region: 180-998 (272 amino acids)
Biological process (GO): translation
Cellular component (GO): cytosolic small ribosomal subunit; ribosome
Molecular function (GO): RNA binding; structural constituent of ribosome
Source: RefSeq, a predicted model, not a curated record